GCCCCUCUAAUCUUCCACUAGACUCUCCCCGCCCUGUUCUCGCCUGCUGCCUUUCUCUCUUCUCGGUGUAAACCGUGUGGCGCAUUUCACUGUUUUGGUUUCCUCUCCCGCUCUUUCUUUACCCCCUACUCCGGCCAAGUGCUGGAACCAAGAAAGCCUCAUGCGGUGGCCGGCCGAGGGGCGGUAGAGCGGCGGAGAUGGGCUGGGCGCCCAGGUGGCUGCGCGGGCUGCUCGGCGGCGGCAAGAAGAGCGCCGAGACAAAGCCGGUGAAGGAGAAGAAGCGCUGGGGAUUCGGGAAGUCCUUCCGGGAAAAGACUCCGGCACCAGCGCCGGCGCGGCCUCCGACGCCUCCGGUGCAGCCCACGGCGACGCCUCGGCGGGGGUAUGCGGCGGCGCCGGAUGAGGGGGACGACGAGCAGAGCAAGCGUGCUAUCGCGGUGGCCGCGGCGACUGCGGCGGUGGCAGAGGCCGCCGUCGCUGCCGCCCAGGCUGCAGCCGCCGUGGUGCGUUUGACGAGCAGCGGGCGGUGCGCGCCGGCCGCCGCCGCCAAGCGGGAGGAGUGGGCUGCUGUUCGGAUCCAGGCCGCUUUCCGUGGCUACCUGGCGAGGCGAGCGCUGAAGGCGUUGCGGGGGCUGGUGAAGCUGCAGGCGCUGGUCCGGGGCAACAUUGUGCGGCGGCAGGCGGCGGAGACGCUGCGAUGCAUGCACGCGCUCGUCCGCGUCCAGGCGCGCGCGCGCGCUUGCCGCGCAAUUCGUUCGCAGCAUGUCGCGGCUCAUCCGGAUCCACCGACGCCGGAGAAGUACGAUCAGGCGGGUGCGCCCAGGCACGGCCGUUCCGGCUCUCUGAAGGCAAACGCUUCGAAGACACCGGGCGGCGAGAGGCUGGGCAGGGAGAGGUCGGAAUCUUGCGGGAGGAACUGGCUGGACCGCUGGGUGGAGGAGAGGUACAUGGACGACGAGAAGAACGCCAAGAUCCUCGAAGUGGACACCGGCAACAAGCCAGGGCGGUAUGCUUCCAAGAGGCGCGGCGGCGGUGGCGGCAACCAUCACCACCAGUCGCCGUGCUCGACGAUGACCUCUGACCAGAACAGCCGGAGCUACGCGACCAUGCCGGAGUCGCCGUCCAAGGACUCCACGACCGCGCAGCAGUCGGUGCCGAGCCCGUCGUCGGUGGGCAUGGCCGAGGCUCUGAGCCCGCUGCGCAUGCCCGUGGACAUCGCCGAGCUCUGCGACAGCCCUCAGUUCUUCUCGGCGACGUCGCGGCCCGGGAGCUCGAGGAGGGGCCCGUUCACGCCCACCAAGAGCGAGUGCUCCCGCAGCCUCUUCGGUGGCUACUCCGACUACCCCAACUACAUGGCCAACACGGAGUCGUUCCGCGCCAAGGCGCGUUCCCAGAGCGCGCCCAAGCAGAGGCCGCAGUACGAGAAGUCCAGCUCCCUCCGCAAGGCGUCGGCGCACGCCUUCGCGACGGGGCCGUGCGCGCCGCCGUCGGCGGGGGCGGCCGCGCAGAGGUCAUCGGCCUCACUGCACGCCAAGUUCACCAACAAGGCGUACCCGGGCUCUGGCAGAUUGGAUCGACUUGGCAUGCCGGUCAGGUACUGAUCCUGAUCGUGAAUUUCCUGAUCCUACCUAAGUUCGCUUCAGGAUAAUGUGGUGCUGCGCCUGAACUGAUGUCCGUGUGUCAAGCGAGGACGAUGAAGGAAAUCUACUAGUGGUCGUUAGGUUUUGUGCCUUCGUGGUGCUAUCACCCGUAAACAGUUUUCUGUUUCUUGCUUUGUGUAGCGAAGUGUAAGUUGCUGGUAGCUGUAAUACUAUGCGUGCUAACAACUCCCCUCCACAUUUCCUCCGUGAUAUAUAUAUCUGCCAUCAAAUCAUGCAUGGGAAUUGAAUGUGUUGUUGCAA
Sorghum bicolor (sorghum) is the source of this 1901-nucleotide messenger RNA. Its product is annotated as protein IQ-DOMAIN 1. The record is from RefSeq and is a predicted model, not a curated record. NCBI's taxonomy places the organism in Eukaryota, Viridiplantae, Streptophyta, Magnoliopsida, Poales, Poaceae. The transcript has 4 exons. Bases 198 to 1601 code for a protein of 467 amino acids. Gene Ontology annotation, molecular function: protein binding.